AAUGGUUGUAAACCAUACCGGAGUUACAUAUUUUGUUAUAAAAGGAAUCUCAAUAGCACCUGAACUGCAGGUUUCAAUCUUCCUCCUGGUUCUCCUCAUAUAUGUCAUCACUCUAGGUGGCAAUAUUACCAUAUUUCUUCUGAUCUACCUGGAUAAUUGCCUUCACACACCCAUGUACUUCUUCUUGGCCAACCUGUCCGCAGUGGAUAUUUCAAUUUCAACUGUCACGCUACAUAGGAUCUUAGUAAACUUUGUCACAAAGGAUAAUAAUAUGGGCUUUUCUGCAUGUAUGACACAAAGUUUCUUUUUUGGAUCAUUAUCUGGUCAUGAAUUAUUUAUUUUGACAGCUAUGAGCUGUGAUCGAUACAUGGCCAUUUGUAAACCUUUAAACUAUUACAUGAUCAUGAACUUUAAAACCUGCAGUGUUCUAGCUUCAUUCUGUUGGCUGUUAGGUUUUAUACAGGUUAUUCCUUAUUCUGUCAUGUUAGUUAGCAUCUCUUGUUAUUCAUCUAAUGAAAUUGAUCACUUCUUUUGUGAUCUCCUUCCAGUUAUGAAAAUAGCUUGCAGUGACAUCUCUGUUUUGGAAGCAUUGUCCUUUAUACAAGGGAUAAUUAUGUUCUUCUUAACUCCAUUUUGUCUGACCUUCAUUUCUUACUUUCUGAUAAUCAACGCCAUAAUAAAAAUACCUUCUAAUAUUGGAAGACGUAAAGCCUUCUACACAUGUUCAUCUCACCUCACUGUUGUCAUUUUGCUUUAUACAACACUGAUUUUACAAUAUCUGAUACUAAACAAUAGCUUUGGAUCCACCAAGCUUUUCUCUUUAUUUAAUACUGCUAUUGUCCCCAUGUUGAAUCCAAUUUUGUACAGUUUAAAAAACAAAGAUGUGAAAUCAUCUUUUAAAAGGGAGCUGGGUAGCAUAAAGAAUAAAAUUGGUUUGAAUUUUUAACUAUAACCCACAAAGCCUAC
Rana temporaria (common frog) is the source of this 966-nucleotide messenger RNA. Its product is annotated as olfactory receptor 6C3-like. Gene Ontology annotation, cellular component: membrane. Bases 2 to 946 code for a protein of 314 amino acids. NCBI's taxonomy places the organism in Eukaryota, Metazoa, Chordata, Amphibia, Anura, Ranidae. The record is from RefSeq and is a predicted model, not a curated record. Gene Ontology annotation, biological process: G protein-coupled receptor signaling pathway. Gene Ontology annotation, molecular function: olfactory receptor activity; G protein-coupled receptor activity. The transcript has a single exon.